UUUAUUGCUUAUUGCUGUAAGCUAUGUUAAAUCAACACAAAAUGGAAAUGAUAGGGUUAGCAGUUUCUCUUACAUUUCUUCUCUUUGCCUCAAUAACACGCACAGAGUCGUCGCCUAGGCAGCUCAAUACGGAAAAUAUCCUGAUUAACGUGACAACGGGGACAUUGGCGGACACACAGCUACGGGAUUCAAACAACUUGCAGAUAAACUUAAACAUUUCGGUGAGUGAAGAGCAGGUGUUGGUCAAUGACAUCCCAGUAGAGCUGUCAGGAGUCACCAGGUUUAACUGUCAAGCACUUCUCUUGGACAGCAUUAAUGGAAGCAGUGAGUUUGAAUCUGGGGAUCUGGUGUCCACUGUCACCCGGGUGAUGGUCAGCCAGAACCGGCUAUACAGUGACUCAGAGGAGGUGGUGGCUCUGCAGGUGUUCAGUGAAGUAAUAGAGAUGGAGGGCAAAGAGGUCCAGCAGCCUGACAUGUGUGAGGUGAAGAUACUGAUGAGCCCAGAUUUCCAGAAGCUAGCUCAGUUUACCAACAUCUACCCCAUCGGACACAGUGAGAUCUUCAGGGUUCCCCGGGAGAAUGAUGUGGUUGUCACAGAUCCACCAAAUCAUAGAAAAGAUGAAGAUCAGCUGAUGUCCCAGACAACCAGCCAGUACCCCCUGAAGCACACAGAGACCACCCAGGAAGAAACUGCAGCUCCCGGAAAGCUUCCAGAGACACCUUUGCGGAUGGACCCUGACCUGCUGUAUGAUGUCCGAUAUGAUGAUGAAUUUGAUGACAGAGAGCCCAGCCAGCUGGAUCAGAUUCAGAUGGAAACUCCGCCCAAAGAAUUUAUAUCAUCUUACUCUGCCAUGUGUCAGUGGGUGGAACAAGUGAGGGAGCGUCUCAGGCACUUCUGCUCCGAGUCCCUGCCUCUAUUCUUCCUGGUUAUGUGGGUGGUGGUGAUUGGCGUUGUCGGAUCAGCAGUCAUAGUCAAGAUCUUGGACAUGUUCUUCCCAACUUGUGAACACAAGCACAUUUUUCACCUAAACCCUGUCACUCUAAUGCCAGAAGAUGAGAAGCACACACUGUUGGAGAACAUAGAAAUAGAAGCAGAGGAAGAAGAGAAGAAGCCGUGAAUGAGGAUUGAUUGACCAGCUCCUUCAUUUCCAGUUUGUUCUUCAACCUUGGUUGCAUUGUGACAUUUUCAGCAAGGCCUGGUUUGGGCCCUAGAUUAUGUUCAGAUUUGUGAUUCACUAGCUUUUCACUUGCCAUGGAACAGGAUGUGGUUUAAGACCGACUAAACCCAGUUUGCUGCUAGUCCAUUUGAAUCCCUUAAAUUUAGUCCCGUGAUCAUAGUAGAAAACAAAGUUAAUGGUUCAUACUGCUGAAUCUCAGCUGUGUAGGUGUUGUGGUGAAGUCUGUUCCCCUGUUGAGACACAUUACCCUUUCAUUAAAAUUGUGUUUCCCGUAGCACACACCCCACAUCUCGAUGGGGGAACGGACUGUCAGCUGUCAGAUUAAAUUUUGUUUUAUCAUAACUAUAUUUAAAAAUACAAGUCACUCUCACCUUCAGGUCCAUUUGGUAGCUGCUGUUUAUAAAGAUCUCCUGAUAUGGUCCACAGCUUUGCAACUAAGUAAAGGAUUAGUUUUGUGAAUUUAGCAAAAUGCACUUAUUAGAGUUCAAUGAGAAGAUCAGUACCAGUCUUAUGUCCAGCAAAAAACUAUUUAUCUUAGUUUUAACACAAAGCCAGAAAAAAGGGAAACGGCUAGUCUGCAUGACAUAUUGAAUCUUUGAACUAUUUGGAAUGUUUUGUAAAUUUAUUAAAAAUAGAAGACUGAAUUAUCCCAUUUACAGUAGUUUUCAGACCCUUGGUUAAAGCACCUUUGGCAACAACAACAGCCUGAAGUCUUCUUGACAAUGAAGCUGCAAGCUUGGCACCCUUCUUUUGGAAUUUUCCUCCAUUCUUCUUGGUAGAAUCAGUCAAGGUCAGCCAGGUUGGAUGGGCAGCGUGGUGCACAGGCAUUUUUCCAGAGAUGCUCUCUUGGGUUUAGGUCCGGACUCUGGCUGAGCUGCUCCAUGACUUUACAGAAUUUCCCUGAAGCCACUCUGUGAUUUCUUGGCCGUAUGCUUGGGGUCGUUGUCUUUCUGAAAUGUAAACUUUUGCCCCAGCCUGAGAUCCUGAGCAUUCUGGGGAAGGUUUUCAGUCACGAUUGCUCUGUAUUUCCUAAUUAUAUGCAGUGCAUAUGAUCAAGCUGUACAAGCAUCUCAAUGACCACUGAUAGGAGCAGGAUGCACCAGAGCUUAAUUGCAAGUGUCCUAACAAAAGGGUCUGAAUACUUAUGUAAAUAGGAUAGUUCACUCUUUUAUUUUUAGAAAAUGAA
Messenger RNA from Monopterus albus (swamp eel), 2364 nucleotides. RefSeq names its product glycoprotein integral membrane 1 (gene ginm1). The coding region runs from base 24 to 1118 and encodes 364 amino acids. NCBI's taxonomy places the organism in Eukaryota, Metazoa, Chordata, Actinopteri, Synbranchiformes, Synbranchidae. The record is from RefSeq and is a predicted model, not a curated record. The transcript is spliced from 8 exons.